Pongo pygmaeus (Bornean orangutan) is the source of this 1900-nucleotide messenger RNA. RefSeq names its product matrin-3-like. NCBI's taxonomy places the organism in Eukaryota, Metazoa, Chordata, Mammalia, Primates, Hominidae. The record is from RefSeq and is a predicted model, not a curated record. Gene Ontology annotation, molecular function: RNA binding; zinc ion binding.
UAAAUCUAUAAAAUAGACAAGAGCUAGUUCUACAAUGUCCAAGUCAUUCCAGCAGUCAUCUCUCAGUAGGGACUCACAGGGUCAUGGGUGUGACCUGUUUGCGGCAGGCAUAGGCCUUCCUGCUGCUGUUACCCAGUCUUUAAGUAUGCCAGCAUCUCUUGGAAGGAUGAACCAGAGUACUGCACGCCUUGCUAGUUUAAUGAAUCUUGGAACGAGUUCUUCAUUGAAUCAACAAGGAGCUCAUAGUGCACGGUCUUCUGCUAGUACUUCUUCCCAUAAUUUACAGUCUAUAUUUAACAUUGGAAGUAGAGGUCCAUGCCCUUUAUCUUCUCAACACCGUAGCGAUGCAGACCAGGCCAGUAACAUUUUGGCCAGCUUUGGUCUGUCUGCUGGAGACUUAGAUGAACUGAGUCGUUAUCCAGAGGACAAGAUGACUCCUGAGAAUUUGCCCCAAAUCCUUCUACAGCUUAAAAGGAGGAGAACUGAAGAAGGCCCUACCUUGAGUUAUGGUAGAGAUGACAGAUCUGCUGCAUGGGAGCCACCAUACAGAGUACCUAGGGAUGAUUGGGAAGAAAAAAGGCACUUUAGAAGAGAUAGUUUUGAUGAUCGUGGUCCUAGUCUCAACCUGGUGCUUGAUUAUGAUCAUGGAAGUCAUUCUCAAGAAUCUGGAUAUUAUGACAGAAUGGAUUAUGAAGAUGACAGAUUACGAGAUGGAGAAAGGUGUAGGGAUGAGUCUUUUUUUGGUGAGACCUCGCAUAACUACCAUAAAUUUGACAGUGAGUAUGAGAGAAUGGGACGUGUUCAUGGUCCUGACCCCUUACAAGAGAGAUCUCUCUUUGAGAAAAAGAAGGGCGCUCCUCCAAGUAGCAAUAUUGAAGACUUUCAUGGACUCUUACUGAAAGGUUAUACCCAUCUGUGCUCUAUAUGUGAUUUGCCAGUUCAUUCUAAUGAGGUGUUGAGUCAACAUAUCAAUGGAGCAAGCCACAAUCGUCGAUGCCAGCCUCUUCUUGAAAUCUACCCAGAAUGGAAUCCUGACAAUGAUACAGAACACACAGUGGGCGAUCCAUUCAUGUUGCAGCAUUCUACAAACCCAGCACCAGGAAUUCUGGGAUCUCCACCUCCCUCGUUUCAUCUUGGAGGACCAGCAAUUGGACCAAGAGGAAAUCUGGGUGCUGGAAAUGGAAAUCUGCAAAGAACUAGACACAUAAAAAAUGGCAGAGUGGAAACUAGCAGAGUUGUUCACAUCAUGGAUUUUCAGCGAGGGAAAAACUUGAGAUACCAGCUAUUACAGCUGGUAGAACCAUUUGGAGUCAUUUCAAGUCAUCUGAUUCUAAAUAAAAUUAAUGAGGCAUUUAUUGAAAGGGCAACCACAGAGGAUGCUCAGGCUGCAGUGGAUUAUUAUACAACCACAACAGUGUUAGUAUUAGGCAAGCCAGUGAGAGUUCAUUUAGCCCAGAAGUAUAAAAGAAUAAAGAAACCUGAAGGAAAGCCAGAUCAGAAGUUUGAUCAAAGGCAAGAGCUUGGAUGUAUGAUACAUCUCAGCAAUUUGCCCCAUUCUGCCUAUUCUGAUAGUGCUGUUCUCAAGCUUGCUGAGCCUUAUGGGAAAAUAAAGAAUUACAUAUUGAUGAGUAUGAAAAGUCAGGCUUUUAUUGAGAUGGAGACAAGAGAAGAUGCAACGGCAAUGGUUGACCAUUGUUUGAAAAAAGCCCUUUAGUUUCAGGAGAGAUGUGUGAAGGCAGACCUGUCUGAGAAAUAUAAAAAACUGGUACUGAGGAUUCCAAACAGAUGCAUUGAUUUACUGAAAAAAGAUAAUAUAUAUUAUAUUCUCUAUGUCCUUCAUAGUUCUCUGUAUCUUAAAGUAUAUGGAUGCCUUCUUCUGCCAUUUCAAAUAUUCUAUUGA